CUCCACUUUAAAACAAGAAAGAACGUUACAUCACGCACACACGCGCACCAAAGCCAGAGCCCAGCACACGACAGUCGACACCACCACCACAGCGCGCACACGCACCGAGCCGCGCGCACACGCACCUCGCGGCGGGAGCGAUGGGGAGCAGCGGGGGCAGCAGCGAGCACUUCCUGCGGCAGCUGAGCUCGAGCGACGGCGGCGGCAGCGCGCCGCACCAGCUGGUGCAGCGGGAGUGGGAGUGCGGCGGCGGCGGCACCGGCAGCAGGCGCGGGUCGCGGCGCUGGUCCAGGACGAAGAAGGCCAGCAGGGCGCGGGGACACCGCCGGUUCUGCAGGACGGAGGAGGCUGCGGCGGCGGCUGCGGCGGGGCGGAAGCGGGUGAUGGUGGUGGUGGACCAGAGCUCCGGCGCCAAGCACGCCAUGAUGUGGGCGCUCACCCACGUCGCCAACAAGGGCGACUUCCUCACCCUGCUCCACGUCCUGCCGCCGCAGAGCGGGAGCGGGAUCGGGACCAGCGUCGGCGGCGGCCGCGGCGUUGCGGAGGACGCCUCCGCGCUCGCCAACUCCCUCGGCGCGCUUUGCAAGGCCUGCAAGCCUGAGGUGGAAGUGGAGGCGCUUGUGAUCCAGGGGCCCAAGCUGUCGACCAUCCUCAGCCAGGUGAAGAAGCUGGAGGCGUCCGUGCUGGUGCUCAGCCAACGCAAGCCCUCGCCUUUCUGCUGCUUCCUGCGGAGCAGCAGCGAGGAGGUGGUGGAGGAGUGCAUCAACCGGGCGGAGUGCCUGACGCUGGCGGUGCGGCGGCAGAGCAAGGGCGUCGGCGGCUACCUCGUCAGCACCCGGUGGCAGAAGAACUUCUGGCUCCUCGCUUGAAUUGAUCCACAAGGCCUCCCCUCCUUGGAACUUGGAUGCAAGAUUUCACUGCCCGGGCUAAGCUUUGUACAAGGCCAAUAAGUAACCACUACUGCAUCUACUACUCCAAUGUCCUCGGGUUAGAGUACUAUUGAUCUACUAUAACCUCCAAUGUCCUUGGGUGUCCAGUCAGCGUGCGUGUGCCUCUCUCUCUCUCUCUCUCUCUCUCUCUCUCUCUCUCUCUCUCUCUCUUAUCUGAUGUGCUGCUGUAUUCUAUCGCCUUGGUUUAGCUGUGCCGCUGUAGUCUGUAGCUGUUGUGUAGUGAAGCUGUGCUGCUCCCGUUUACCCUGUCUGUUCUGCCUGCGGGAAAUCUGUCUGUUUGUAGAGCAGGGUGUGCAGGAGCGCAGGACGUACGUACGUACACUGCAUUGCAUUGCAUUACGUAAACUAGAAUUUAAUUGUGUAUUGUGCGAUGUGUUUGUUUGCUUGCUGAAAUGCUGAGUACGGAAUGAACUGAUGACGAUGUGUUUGACCAA
This is a messenger RNA of Sorghum bicolor (sorghum), 1384 nucleotides long. RefSeq lists its product as uncharacterized. The coding region runs from base 141 to 869 and encodes 242 amino acids. NCBI's taxonomy places the organism in Eukaryota, Viridiplantae, Streptophyta, Magnoliopsida, Poales, Poaceae. The record is from RefSeq and is a predicted model, not a curated record. The transcript is spliced from 3 exons.